AUGAUGUGCUUUUAAUAUAAUGGAGGCAAAACUAGAUGUCACCAUGGAACAGUUGAACAUUUGGUUGAUGGAAAAUGGGUUAAACAAGAUAAAAAGAACAAAUAGAUAAAAUAGGUUAUUCGAGAGAUUGAUGAAGAUUAAAAUUAACAAUAAUUUAAAAUUCAAAACUAAGGACAAUAAUAAUAAAAACCAAUAUAACCAGAUUAGCAAGAAAAGCCAGAGGAUUUGCAGUAAAAUAAUCAACCAUAACUUAAUAAAGAUUCAUCAUGA
Paramecium tetraurelia is the source of this 270-nucleotide messenger RNA. RefSeq lists its product as uncharacterized. NCBI's taxonomy places the organism in Eukaryota, Ciliophora, Oligohymenophorea, Peniculida, Parameciidae. The record is from RefSeq and is a predicted model, not a curated record. The transcript has a single exon.